AUCACCAUGCAUUUCGGGCUACUAAGACCGCGAUCAGGAAAAAAUGGCGAGGAAAUGAAAAAAAGAUGAAAAUUCUCUUUUCUUUACGAUAUUUCAACUUAAACAUGAGUACGAAAUAGUCUAACUCUGUGGUUGAUAUAGUCAACUAGGAACAAAGGACCAGAGUAGACAUGAAGGACAAGACCUUGCUGUUGCUCUUUCUCUCGGCCUUGCUUUUAGCAGGUAUUGGGUCUGGUCCGAGGUCUCCAAUGUCCGUAGAGGCGGGUACGAAUAAGGGGUACGGAAUAAUGGGCACUACAGACAAGGAAGACAGCGAAGAAUGGGGGAAAGAAGAAGCGAGGAACUUCAAAACAACGCCUAAGCGACCUAAGGUGUCAUCGGCCGAAAGUGGAAGCGGCGAAGGAAGCGGAUUUUCACGACAGAUCAUAGCAGCUGGGGAAGGACUAUUGCAAAAACAAUUCGACAAAUUCAAAGCGCCAGCAGCAUCUAAAUUAAAUCGUGACGUGAUGGGUGUCACUCGUGUGCAAACGGAAGAGGAAGCGGCGAGGAUUAUCAAUGAGGCAGUGCAAGAGAGAAUCAAGGAAAAUACCACACCACCUCCACCGGGAAUGCCAGCGCCAGUACCCGGUGGAGACAUGGAGAAGGUCCAAAACGUCGCUAAUAAAGUGAUUAGUGGUACCCUGCCCAGUGUUGAGCAUCCCGAACAAGAGACAGUUGGCAACCCUUCUAUUCCUGAUGCAAUAGUUGGGGGAGGUGGUCAGGCAGGUAGUCAGACUAACGUACAAGCAACCGGUCAAACAGUCACUCAGCCAGGGCAACCUGGACAAAACGCCAUCUCCGUCCAAUCCAACACAAACGUGAAUUCGGAUAAAGCCUCUUCUGAGACAAACAUGGGAGUAAUCUUAGACACGAACACUACUGUGAGCACAUACAAUAUCACCGCCCCUCCGCCUGGAAGCUCCAUUGAUGUGAACAUGGGUAAAAAUGGCGCCCAUGUAAUGAUGACAACAGUGAACAGUAACAAUCAAACAGUUGAUGCUAAUGGAACGUACAUAAACCCCUUAUAUAACCCCCCAGACACGGCUGUCACACCGCAGGGUACAGACGCUUAUAAUGUGUCGGAAGUCAAGCCACCUCAGCAGCAACAGCCGCAAACGAUGCCAACAUCCCAGCCUCAACAACUACAAGAACCAUCCCAAGAAACGAUACCAACGCAAAAGCCAUCACAACAGCUACAACAAACUCAAGCACAAUUGCCACAACAGCCACAGGAAACGCAAGAACAAGCACAGGCAACUCCGCAGCAACAACUGGCGACCCAGGACAAGCAACAGGCAACCCAGGGGCAGGAACAGGAAACUCAGCUGCAACAGCAAGCAACCCAGGUUCAGCAACAGGCAACUCAGCUGCAACAGCAGGCAAACCAGCAGCAGGAACAGGCAACUCAGCUGCAACAACAGGCAAUUAGCCAGCAGCAACAAGCGGCCCAGGAGCAGCAACAGGCAACGAACCAGCAAACACAGGGAGGACAAGCACAACAGGCAGCAGUUCCCCCACCACCCCCUCCACCAUCAGUAGCACCACCACCACAGCCAUCUUCAGCCCCAACAGUAGCGCAAAUGCAACAACCGCAGCAACCGUGGACGUAUCCGCAGUCCGAGUCAUCAACUCCAGCAAACCAGUCGUCAACAGUUUCACCAAGUCAAAGUAUGCCUCAGCAACAGAGUUUUCAAAGUGUCAGCAAUUCGCCAUCGCCAACGAUUCCAGCAGGUGGAGUGGUGGGCCGUGUGAAUCAGUUGCAAGGUAAUGGGGUGCCAAACGCAGGGCAACUCCCAACUCCAUGGUAUACACAAGCAGGUGGCGUCAAUGGACAACCUCAAUCAGCGGCAUCAAAUAAUAGUGUAACAGCUAGACCUUCGGCAGGGUACACGUGGCCGACUAUUACUACUGAAGCACUUAGACCCACCGAUUACCCGCCUCAAGUAAUGAACAUGUCAAUAGGACCUACAACCCCAUCUGGUGGGUACCCAAUAUCUAAAAAUAUGAACACGCCACAAACGGACCAGCCAACAGUCCCUUCAACACAAAACGUUGGUCCUAUGCUCUCCAAUGCCCCGGGUGGAAAAAUUCUAAUAGUCAGCAAUACUACUUUCCUAAUUGGUGGACAAGGGAUUGGAGAUAAAGGAGGUUUGUCCCCAACAUCUAACCAGCCGAUGGCACAGAAUGAAGCUAGUCAGCCUGAAGUACUCCCCAGUAUAAAUACCCAAACUCAAUCUCGACCUACUAAAGACAUGUUUCAAGGGCCUGAAAGUUCCCUUCCGACAUACUCGCUACCGAAAAAUUUUACUAACGCUGUUUAUCAAAAUCGGCCAGGUAGUUUACCUGAUGAGGCAGUUGCUGAGACGUCAGUUAACAUAUCUUUUCCUGGUGCCAAACCUGGACAAGUAGUGCUACUUCCGAAGAAAGUGAAGAAUGACCCGAAUGAAGAAGCUCAGCUUGUUCCAUUGGUCGACAAAGGAAAGACAACUCCACAACCAACCGCGCCUCCUCCUGCACACACAUUUGUCCCUACUGUAAUGGGAAGCAAACCAACUGAGAUUGGUACUGUUGGACCAACCGAUAUGAACCAACCAACAAUCAUCGGUUCCGUCACACCUACUGAUCACAUUACCACCGAGAUGGGGACUGUCGUUCCGACAAACCCGGGACCAGGACUGGCACCGACACCGACUAUGCCAACACUGGCUGGCGAUGGUUACAAGAUAGAGACAAGCCUCCGGUUGAAGUUUGGGGAAAAUAAACAGUUGCCACUCAACAUGAUAGUUGGUGAUAAAGAUAACACCAAUCUUGUCAAGAUGCCGCUUGGACCAAGCCGUGAAAGAAUUAACAACCCGAUGCACUUUGACGAAGACAUGUAUCAAGAACGCUCUAUGGCGGGACAGGCUGUCACUACCGUAACUCCAUCCAAACCUGACAUAAGACCCACGCCUGAUCCGUAUGGGGGUAUCAAGGAUGCUAUUUUGUCGGUGGAUAUCUCUCAACUAAAGCCUGGUCAGUUACUGAGUCUCCGUUUGCCCAACAGUCACAAAAGUGAUCUGUUCAAAGUGAAGGACAUCAAGACCAGGGAUUCAAGUAUUGAAGCGUUUACGAAAGAUGAAGUUGGUAGUCACGACGGGAUACAACCAAGCAAAAGGCACCUGUUGUAUGCAAUUAUAGAAAAAGUGAAAAAGAAUAGAAAGUAUGCCAAUGCAAUGAAAUCACUUUUUACAAUGGGGAGCCGCCGAUCGGAGAGUGAAAGUCCUCUGUUGAUUGUAAAGAGCGCUCUAAAGCGUGCAAGAAUAAUAAAUUUGCCAAAGAAGGACAAAUCCAAGAAAUACACCAUGAAGGAAUUAGAAAGACGAAGUGAGGAGGCGCUAGAGAAAAUGUUUCAAAGAAAUAUAUCUAAGUCUACCAAGGCUACGCUUCAUUCAAAACACUCAGAGGAAGUCGAAAAGCGAACUCUAGGACUGAAACAUCUUUAUAAAAAGGCUAGAAUAGGAAGAAAAACUAAAAAAGCCAAUAGAAAGGGCCAGGAUAUCACCGGAUCGAAGAAAACUGAUGGUACAUUCAAGAUUACACUCAAACUCAAAGGGGAAUCCGAUGAUGACAGUGGCCUCCAUGUCGAUGAACCACCAGAGGAAAUGAAUGACCCGCUUUUUGGCAAAAAGAAGAAGUUGACGUUUAAGGGGAAAUUUAGCGACAAAAAAUCAAAAGAAGAUAAGUCAGAAGAGGAGGAGGAGGAGAAGGAAAUGGGAUCCAAGGGUGGGAAGAAGAAAGGAAAGUCUGGCAAGGUUGGUGCAGCAGGGAAUAGCACUGGUACGGGUAAUGGGGCGUCCCAGGGUGAAAAUAACAACUCUCAAGCUGGACAAGAAGGAGGAAACAUGGCAAACGGUAACGGAAACCAAGUAAAUCCGCAACAACAAGCGAAUACGGGUAACCAAGUCCCACAACAAUCGGGCAACGCCGGAAAUAACGGUGACAAUGGGAAUAUAGGAGGAGCCAGCAACAAUAAUAACAACCAAGCAAAUGCGAACACUAAUCAACAAAUGGCUGGUCAGGGUGCUGGUAAUACUGGCGACUCUCCAAACACAAAUCAUGGAAUAAAUAACACUCCAGCUCAAGAAAACGGAAAUAUGGGUAACACAAAUCAGGGAAUAAAUAAUAAUAAUAAUGCCAUCCAGCAAGCCGGCAACAUGGGUAACACAAUUGCCAGUAAUCAGCAGAUGAGCGCUGCAGGGGUUAACGGAAAUACUGGCAACGAUAACACGGGUAAUGUAAAAAACAUGACCAACGUUAUCAUACAAGACGAGAAAGGGAACACCAUAUUCAAGGGCCCUGUUAACGUAGCAACACUGAACGAAACUGUAGUUAAGAACGGUGGCGGAGAUAAGGCAAGUUUCAAGCUAGAGAAAGCAGGAUACAAGGUAGAGGAGAACACAGACUCACUUGGUAUGGCAGUCAUUGAAAAAAGCCUGCAGAAAACCUUUCAUCCGGUGAAGAAGACAAACCUUUUCAAGUUGACUGAUCAUAGAAACAAGCGAAGAAGAAUUCGUAGGUCUAUAGAAGAGAAAAAUCAGACAACCGAAGAGAACAACGCUUCUAAGAGAACUGAAGGGACUUUUGAGAUUGAACUGAAAAUGUCCGACGAGAAGAAGAAAGAGGAAUCAGAUGAAGAGUUCCGAGAUGACACUUCCAAACAAAGCGAUAAAAAGAAAAAGAUGGAAUUCAAAGGGUCAUUUUCAGACGAUAAAAAAGAGGAAUCUGACAAUAUUAAAAAGGGAUCUGAAAGCAAAGAGUCCUUUGUAGUAAUAAAAGAUGAAAAAGGGAACAUUUUGUACAAAGGGAUGAUGGAUAUUGAUGCUCUGAAGAAAACAGAGAGUGAUGGUAAGAGCGAAAAGCUGAAAAUCAAGAAAGUGGAUUCUGAUGAACCAUCUGAUAAGGAGGUCCUGCAAGACGCACUUCAAAGAGUAAACGCAAUUCGCCGAGAAGGAAUUGCAGCGGCGGCUAAACGAAUUGAAGGCCUCACCUUAGAGCUGGAAAUGUCAGACGAUAAAAACGCAGAAGCAAAGAUUGUCCCAAAUGACAAUAAGACAAAUAACAAGGAUUCAGAGCUCGCGAAAAAGGGACAGACGAAACAAGGUCGGAAAAUAUGUAACGUUUUCAUUGAAGAUGCAAAAGGAGAAGUUCUUUACCACGGCCCCAUCGAUAUAUCAGCAUUAAAACAAACUUCUGAGAUAAACCCCGAGGUUCCAAAUACACCAAGAAAGAAAACGUUUCCUCAAAAUUACGCAAACAUUGAUUCCCCUGAAAUCACUCAAGCAAUGGGAGGAUCUUAUCCAGGAGUCGAUGACAUCAUGUUUGACAAGGGAAAGAAGCACCGAAGGUCCUUAGAACUGAUUACUGGAACACCUGAAAGUCAGCAAGACAGUUCACGCGCCGAUAACCCGCUUCCAGACAGCAACGCAGAUAAGAAAACAGAUGGAACUUUUAAACUUAUGGUCGAGGUGGCAGAUAAGGACCAGAAUUCAGAUCAAAAUGAUGCCGCAGCUAGGCAAAUUGCCUCGACUACCCACAAUGAUGAUGAUAAGAAGAUGACGUUUUCAGGAACAUUUAUGGACGACAAGGAAAAAGGUGACGAAAAAAAAUCUGAUAAGAAGAAAGCGAAAAAAGGAAAAAAGGAAUCGGAGGAGAAAGAAUCAGAAGGAGAUAAAAAGAAGAAAAAGAAAACUGAAGAAAAUGAGGAAGAAGAAGAAAAAGAGAAAAAGAAGGAAAAGGAAGACAACGAGGAAGAUGAAGACAAUAAAAAGAAAAAGAAAGGCGAAAAUGAGAAAGAAGAAAAAAAGAAAAAGAAAAAGGAAGAAAACGAAGAAGAGGACGAUAAAAAGAAAAAGAAAGAAGAAAACGAAGAAGAAGAAAAGAAGAAAAAGAAAGGGAAAGGAGAAAAUGAAGAAGAGGACGAUAAAAAGAAAAAGAAGGAAAACGAAGAAGAGGACGAUAAAAAGGAAAAGAAAGAAGAAAACGAGGAAGAAGAGAAAAAGAAGAAAAAGAAAGAAAACGAAGAAGAGGAUGAUAAAAAGAAUAAUAAAGAAGAAAACGAAGAAGAUGAAAAGAAGGAAAAGAAAAAGAAAGAAGAAAACAAAGAAGAGGACGAUAAAAAGAAAAAGACAAAGAAGAAGAAGAAGAAAGAGGAAGAGGAACAAGAAGAAGACGAGAGAAGAAGAAAAGAAAUUCAUAACGGUUUUAGUGACAACAACGGACGUGAUCAAAAAACCAAUGUCAUCAUCGAAGAUGACAAUGGAAAUGUUUUAUAUCAAGGGCCGGUAAACAUUGAUGCACUGAACAAGACAAUAUCAUCUCGUGAAGGAACAAGCCAAUACCUUCUUCGGAAGCAAGGCUACAAAAUAGUAAAACAUAACGUCAACAAAGACGCCAUGCAGACACAAGCUGACUUACCAAUCACUAUACCUGCCGAGGAUCCUAACGAUAGCGCUAUCUCUAAAACCAAUAAAGGUACCAACACUUUUUACGUGUCCACGCGAAUAAAAAAUCCAUCCAGUUCUGAUAACCAGGAAUAUUCCCUCGACAUUUCCACAUCUGAUGAGAACAAUGAAAUGAAGGAUACAACAUCUGCGAAUAGUAAUAAACAAAGUAAUGAGAUAACAACAAAAGCAGGUGGAAUGAACCAGACUCCAACCUUAAGCAGCAUACUUAAGACUCAAAGCAGCCCUCUUGAGGAUACCAAGAAUUCAGCACUUGGCUCUUUGAGAGCGAGUAGUGUCUUUAGCGGAAGUGAAACGGUACCAAACGGCCAUGCAGAGCAACAGGGACAUCAUAACGCUAUUGAAGUGAUUGACAAGUCCUUCCAUGAUCAGCCAAAUGAUAUGGGAACAAUACGCGUGGUUAGUACAAGGGCCAAUGAGACGAAUGGCAUAGUCGGCGGCCAGAUAGUCCAGCCAGGGAACACAGCAACGAAGGUAGAGGACCAAGUAAAGGGAGUCGAAGCAUUAAAGAUUCCCCACGAUAGCCCACCUCAAGAAAGUGCAAAUCAAAUCUCACAACAAGCUUUUAGUUCUACAAGACCUACAAGUGGCAUAAAGCUGUAUCAGGUUUUAAAACUCACGCGCCAGGAUCUGCGAAAACUGAUUUCAGGCAAUCAGCAGAGCAGUAUCCAGAGUAUGCACGCUGAUCAGCCGGACCACCCGAAGACCGAAAAUGUACUGGACCGACAAGUGACAUUCACCAUCUCAGGACCUUUCCUUGACAAGACAGAAAAGGGAGACGUAAAGGAGCCAGCCCUUAGCAAUGUGUAUAACGAUAACCCUGUACAGCAAAGCAAGACGCACGAUUCAGGUCCCAAUACUGCCUUGACACCGGUUAUCAACUCCACGAAAAGCGAGCCAAUCCCUUUCCAGACGCAAGUAAUCGUGAAACAGCCUUUUGGACAACCACCAAUUAAGUUAGACGAUAGCAUCUUAGUGGGUGCUAGACCAAGACCGGAGUCUGUUAAUCCUGUACAUUCUCUUGAUAUGGUGCAAAAUGAUCAGCCAAUGCAGGGAUUUAGAGAGAGAAUGAGGAGACCAAAUGCAAGACCCCUCCAGAUCUCCACUAACGAACCAGGCGGUAUAGACGGUUCAACCGUAAUCUCUGUUUUAGAUGGACCAGGUCAAAGGCUUGAUUGCAAAACAGUCCCUAACGGAGAUGCCAUGACUUUACUGAACUGUGGUCAAAAAGGUUACGCUAAUAAUCCUAACCCAUUGAACAUUCCACAAAGUGACCUUGCUCAGCCUCCUCUUGACGAGCGCCAGGCGAGCGACCAAAGCAUGCUCCAGUCAAUUAUGGGAGCCCCUGACAUUACAAUGAACGAAGAACCCCAAACGAGGCAUGGAAGACCGACCGCACCCAUGCCUUAUGGGACAGUUACCAAUCCUGUAUCUGUAAACAGAAUGAACGAAGAUAUCAAAAAAUACCUCGACAAAGAGAUGUCAGAUGAGAAGAAGAUGAUCCAAGACUUGUUGAUAGGUUCAGGAACACCGAAGGCAACCCUUGGAGGGGAACGAGAAAGCUCGGAUCCAAUAGUUCCUUUUGGCUUUCAGUACUACCCCGGCCCGGAAGAACAAUCGAUGUUCAAUAUGGAGCGCGAAAAUCCCAUGUUUGGCCCAGUUUUGCGAGCGCGACCUCCUUUGUUCUCGGGAAAUCCUCGCAUGAAGCCACAUAACAUGUUCGUCGGACAUCAACCCAGUGGUUCACCACCAGCUGUUGGCGCCAAGAAGGCGGUUUCUAAAGACUCCAAGCCUUCGUCUUCCCCAGACAAGAGGCUCUUCAGCAGGUCGCUCUCGUGGCGUCCAUUCCACCCUCUUGUACCGAUAUUCGGGAUAAACCUUCCAUCUUGGAACUUCCGAAAUGCCUACGCAAGGUCGGGGCCUUGGAGAGUAAGUGGGUGGAAGCCAUUUGGGAUGAGGUCGACCAUGUGGAGACCCAGGCUGUGGCUGCCGCCCUUUAUAAGCACACCGAUCAUUAGCCCGCCAAUCCCUGUCCGACUGGCAGAACAAAACACAAAAGCGUGCAAGAAGGAUAAGAGUGACAAGAAGUGUAAAAGCCGCGAUGAACGCGCUAUGGGGGAGUGGGAAUGGCUGGGUCGGGUGCUGUGCAGCUGUCCUUGUUGUAUAGAGUGCGUAGACUGGUAAAGAGUGUGAUACUGUAACAGUACACUUUGAUAAAACACGACGCUAGCGAUGAAAUAUGAUGGCCGUGAUGAAGGAUGAUGGCAGUGACUUUGUCAUGAACUAUCGUGCCAAUGAUAAAUUGGCAAAAUGAUGCCAGUGAAAAAUGGUAACCCUGACAUGGAUAGACUAUGGUGUUUGUGGUAGUAAAUAGUGGCAAUACGACCCGUUGCAAAGUUAGACUGUAGUCUCUUUGAUAGCCGUCGAGGCAAGUCCCUUCGAUUACAGAAAGAACAGUGACAGUUUUGCAUGUUUAACUCACAAUUAAAAAGUCAUAAAUCCACAAGAGAUCCACUAAAAUCGUUAGUAUUUUUUAUGUUACUUAUUAUCAUCUCUGAGUGUGGAAUCGAGAGAAAGUCUGAGCUUUGUUUAUAACGCUUUAAAAAUGCUUACAAGGCAUUGUAUGGGAACCUAUAUUAUAGCCAUCUUGGUUGUAAGUUCUUGUUGGUGAAGGCAUGUUUACUUGAAGAGAAAGAACUUGGUAGCUGCACUAGAAUUAUGCUUUUACCUUUAUGGUAUUUAUAGAGCUUUGAAUCGGUUUUCGAUCACAUGAAUGCAAGCAAUUAAUAAAAACUUAUUAAACACAUGAA
Nematostella vectensis (starlet sea anemone) is the source of this 9349-nucleotide messenger RNA. RefSeq lists its product as uncharacterized. Bases 171 to 8723 code for a protein of 2850 amino acids. The record is from RefSeq and is a predicted model, not a curated record. The transcript has 3 exons. NCBI's taxonomy places the organism in Eukaryota, Metazoa, Cnidaria, Anthozoa, Actiniaria, Edwardsiidae.